AUGCUUUCUACACUCUUCACCCUACCUGCCUUUGCGACCUUGGUCUUCGCCAAAGAAGUCUUUGUUACCUACCGCUACGAGCGAUCUUCUGGUAGAACUGCGCUGGAAAUUCAGGGUGCUGAUAAGGCAGUGCUCGCAGAGUCCUGCAGUUCAAAAAUUGGUUCUCUUGACUUCUCCAACUUGGAGCAGGAUGGUAGAGGAUUUUUCACCGUGGGCGACAAAAAGUUCGAAGUAUUGAGCAACCCUGAGGACGGACCCGUCUGCACCAGAAUAUACGACGAAGCCAUUGCUGUCGUUGAAUGUACUGGUGUGGACUAUGAUGUCCCAGAAAGUGCGGCAACAUCUGCAGAAGACUGCUUCUUUCAUGAGGACAACAAAGCUGCGUUCCGUACCCUCAAGUCGAGGAGCGAAAAUUUGCACCUUGUUGGUGCGCCUGUCGAGAAACCUGUUAUGCCACCAUUUCAUUCCAGGAUUUUGGGAUCCCGACAGGCCUGCAUGUUCUCUCAGUACAACACUAAGCUCGUCGGCGACGGUAACCCACACCAGAACUAUCUUCACAAGCAACUUUCGAGUAGCUUCGACUCUGCCUGUGGAGACGGCAAGCUCAGCGAACCAUACGUUCUAAAGUCUCCCAACAAUGCAAACCGCGGUGGUAGCUACUACUGUGUCGUUGGAACGUGCAGGUCUAUGGGAGACGACUACUGGGACGACACUGGUCGCGCUGGCGGCCCUUGA
Messenger RNA from Parastagonospora nodorum SN15, 735 nucleotides. RefSeq lists its product as hypothetical. The transcript is spliced from 3 exons. The record is from RefSeq and is a predicted model, not a curated record. NCBI's taxonomy places the organism in Eukaryota, Fungi, Ascomycota, Dothideomycetes, Pleosporales, Phaeosphaeriaceae. Bases 1 to 735 code for a protein of 244 amino acids.